GUUUUUAGUAGCAUAGGGUUUUAAUUAAAAAAAAUAAAAAAAUAGCAUUUACGUUUUCCAUAGACGGCGCUAUAUUCUUUAGCUUAUUCAAAGAAUCGGGUCACCAAACCCGACUGCAGUGCUGCUUCUCUUCUUACUACGAUCGCGAAGCUUAUCGCCGAUCCUACUCCGAUCUUCUUCUCCGGCGAUUCUGAACACCAACCACCACGCUCAGAUCAAAUGUCAACUAUGGCUCUCUUGCGUUUUGCACUUCCCAUUGGUAAAACCCAUGCACUUUCAUUUCCAUCACCUCCUCAAUUUCACAACCGUUCUGGUUCUAUAUAUCUCACCAACCCAACCCCCAAUUUGCCUCAAAGAUUGAAACUUUCCUUCGCCGGAGGCGAUGGGGUUGGACGUGGUGGUGGUAGUAGUGGUGGAGGUGGUGGUGGAGGUGGUGAAAAUCGGGGGGAUGAUCAUAAUGAUGGAGAUUCAAAAGAUUCAUCUUUUGGGAUUUUGGGUCUUUUUCUGAAUGGAUGGAGAUCAAGGGUUGCUGCUGAUCCACAAUUUCCUUUUAAAGUUUUGAUGGAAGAGUUGGUUGGUGUUACUGCUUGUGUUUUAGGUGAUAUGGCUUCAAGGCCUAAUUUUGGGUUGAAUGAACUUGACUUUGUUUUUUCAACCCUUGUUGUUGGUGCUAUUCUUAAUUUCACACUCAUGUAUCUAUUGGCACCUACUUUAGGAUCUUCUUCAGCUAGUGUUCCAGCUAUCUUUGCAUCUUGUCCCAAGAGUCAUAUGUUUGAACCUGGUGCAUUUAGUUUAUUGAACAGGUUAGGUACUUUGGUUUAUAAAGGAACCAUUUUUGCUGCUGUUGGAUUUGGUGCUGGUCUUGUUGGAACUGCAGUUUCAAAUGGAUUGAUCACAAUGAGGAAAAAAAUGGAUCCAAACUUUGAGACACCAAACAAGCCUCCACCUACUUUACUCAAUGCUCUAACUUGGGCUGCUCAUAUGGGUUUAAGUAGUAAUCUUAGGUACCAAACUCUAAAUGGUGCUGAGUUUGUGUUGGAGAAAGGGCUUAGUCCUUUGGCAUUCAAGACCUCAGUGUUGGUACUUAGGGUUGUGAACAAUGUUCUUGGAGGUGUGUCUUUUGUGAUGUUGGCAAGGUUGACAGGGUCACAAGGUGUUGGUAGUGAAGAGAAGGUGUCAAAAUUGGAGGUUGGAUUAGAUGAGAAGGUGGAAGAGGCUUUGGAGAAUAGCAACCAGACUAAUCCAUCAAAGUGAUAGCAUCACUUAGUUUUGGUUUUAUUAUCUCUUGCUUUGACUAAGGUUGUUGAUCAGAUAGGCGAGGGCUUUUUAGUUUUAUUUUUAGAAUUUUCUGGCAGCAACAAAUAAGAAGGGUAGAUUUUGAGACAGGGAUAUUCGGUUGAAAUUUCUGGCAGGGUGUUGUAACUUACAAUAAGGUGUCAAAUUUGCUUGGCCAUGUUUUGGAUUUUGGACCCUACUCAAAUGAAAAAUGUUUUGGCUACUAUGUUGCUGUUUUGGCUACUAUUGUUUCUGCUCUCAAUCAGUAGGCUUUUGUUGUCUUUUUCUAGACAAAUUAGUACUUUGUAAAAGUACCAAAAUCUAGUUUGGAGUAUUGGCUAAAUAAAACCAAGUGUAUGAUAUUGAUAUUAAGUUGUGCAACAUCAAUUAUUUGUUUUCAGA
Messenger RNA from Cicer arietinum (chickpea), 1677 nucleotides. RefSeq names its product protein RETICULATA-RELATED 2, chloroplastic-like. Lineage: Eukaryota; Viridiplantae; Streptophyta; Magnoliopsida; Fabales; Fabaceae. The record is from RefSeq and is a predicted model, not a curated record.